AUGCUGUAAACACAUAAAGGGCUUGUGGCGUGUGGCGUGCAGCCUGUCAAAUUAGAAUACACGUAAAGCACAUGCGCCGAACACAAUCCACAACACAAGCCAGGGUUGUCGUGCGAUUGCACACCAAGCUGUAGACGGACAAUUUCUAUUUUCUAAUUUGACAGGCGUGCGAAGAGAAAAUGAGAGAAUAUUUGCUCUCUGUUGACAUUUCGCUCAUAAAUUCAAAUCAAACGGCUUUUGAUUUAUUGUUCAAACGUUUCCAAAUAUAUUUAUUUUAUUUAUUUAAAACAAUGGAUUUCGAUGAAAUUUUAAUUAGCGAAGUGCAAAAAUAUCCAUUUUUGUACAACCUUAAUGAUGAGGGGUAUAAAAAUGCUCUGAAAAAGGAGGAAGUGUGGUUGCAGAUAAGCGAAGUAUUGGGCCAAGAAGCUAAUGUAUGUAAAAAGCGCUGGAAAGGUUUGCGCGACCAUUAUUCGCGGUGCAAACGGGCCGAGACUUUGCCAUCAGGAAGCUCCGCUAGCAAGAGGACGAGAUGGAGGUUCUAUGACCAAAUGUCACUUUUGGACAACUUCCAGUACUGCCGGAGAACGUGGAGCAAUGUUUCCGAAGUGGAGGAAAGUGUUAUUGAAGUGCAGGGAGAAGAAGACGAAGUACACACAGCAACACCACGCCAAUCGCGACGCAAACACGACAUGAUUGAUGACGACUUUCGUUUUUUCCUAGAGGAAACUUCAAGUUCCCUGAAGGAAACGUGCGACACAUUUGCUGCUGCUGCAAAUAGCAUUACAAUCGCAAAUGCUAAUAAUGUGCCAAAUGCUUCCGCGAGUAUGUUUCAAGGGAUUGCUCAAAUCAUUACGGCACACAAGUUUAACCCGCAGGAAGAAGCGACGUUGGUGGGAAAAAUUACCACAUAUGCUUUGAACGAAAUAGCAAAAAUGCGAAAGGAAAAUUAAAUUUAUUACAUCGAAAUCAUAUAUAAUUAGUGAACUAUUAAUUACAAGCACAGCAUCAUCAACGGUGAUUGCAAGAACUACUGCAAUCCCUGCGGUUUUUCCUCUUGGCAGAUGCGUUCUGGUCGUGACCAAGGGUGGUCUCCCAAAUCAGCCGGGAAUAAGGUUAGUCAUUUUCAAUUUUAUAUCUUUGUUCGUCAACAUUAUAGGACAUGUCAUCAUUGCAGGCUAUUGUUGCAGAACAAAACGCCUCAACCACUUCUGUGGUAAAUAUGUACCAACAGUACUGCCCACCGCCGUCAGUGCAAUGAUUUCGAUAGCUGAACAAACGCCAUCUCCUGGGCAUUCCCACAGCUUGCCGACACCAGCUAUUAUAUCACGUGUGAAUGCAACUGCGGCUAAAUUUGGUUAUUAGUGCCAUGUCAUUGGCAAAAACACUAAGGGCUGCUGGCUGCUUGUAAAGUUUUUGGAAUCGAUGAACUUACUCGAAGAAGACGAUGGCCGCAAACAUAUGAUGAAACAUCUUCUGGCAUGCCUUUGACAAUCGUUAAGUAAGACGGAGGCUUCACAUACGAUAUUUCACACAUGGCUGGAAUUCGUUAGCGGACAGAGCACACAUUUACAAAAUAUUUAUCGUUCUGCAGAACGUGCAUGCAUAUUCAAUUCCGAUUUUAUGUGUCGAUUACGGAGGACAACCGAACUUCAGUUGGUUGGCCAGUGGCUGAA
Messenger RNA from Rhagoletis pomonella (apple maggot), 1673 nucleotides. RefSeq lists its product as uncharacterized. The record is from RefSeq and is a predicted model, not a curated record. The coding region runs from base 180 to 950 and encodes 256 amino acids. Lineage: Eukaryota; Metazoa; Arthropoda; Insecta; Diptera; Tephritidae. Gene Ontology annotation, biological process: regulation of transcription by RNA polymerase II. The transcript has 5 exons. Gene Ontology annotation, cellular component: nucleus; transcription regulator complex.